Dunckerocampus dactyliophorus (ringed pipefish) is the source of this 702-nucleotide messenger RNA. RefSeq names its product mitochondrial ribosomal protein L49 (gene mrpl49). Lineage: Eukaryota; Metazoa; Chordata; Actinopteri; Syngnathiformes; Syngnathidae. Gene Ontology annotation, biological process: translation. Gene Ontology annotation, cellular component: ribosome; mitochondrial large ribosomal subunit. The transcript has a single exon. Bases 50 to 556 code for a protein of 168 amino acids. Gene Ontology annotation, molecular function: structural constituent of ribosome. The record is from RefSeq and is a predicted model, not a curated record.
GCUUUACUACUUCCGCCGCCCUUCCAGGGCCGUCGUACCUCGUUUAAUCAUGGCGGUCUGCUACAAAUUUCGCCCCAUGCUUCUACGCGGGGCGCUGCGAGGACCCUCUGCUGCCAUUGUAGGUCGAAGGGCCGUUUGUGACACCGCUCCGGAAACCACAAAAGCGGGAAUAGAAGAGUCCACGGAAGAAUAUACAUUUGUGGAGCGUCUCAUCCCGCCGACACGGGUCCCCUCUCCGCCCAAGCACGCAGGGCCAACCCCGUCAGGCUGGAUUCCUCCGGCAGAGUUACCACCGUCUCUUCCUUACAUGAUUCGCCGCUCCCGCAUGCACAACAUACCGGUCUACACGGACCUGACCCACGGUAACCGCAAGAUGACAUUGGUCCGCAAGGUCGAGGGAGACAUCUGGGCUUUGGAGAAAGACGUCAAACAGUACUUGAAGGACGUGACUGGGAAAGACCUGCCCACUCAGGUCAAUGAGGUGACGAUGACCCUGAAGGUGAAGGGUCAUUUUGAUAAGGAGCUGAAGGAUUGGUUGACUACUAAAGGCUUCUAAAGGAGCUUGGAGGACUGUCAUCACCACCAGACACUUGUUGAACUCUUAACACCAAACCUGCUGAGUGGAGUCUGUGGACUUUAUCAACUGUGUCUACAUUUAAAUAUAACAUGUGCUUUGUUAAAUAAAGCCCAGCCCACUAGCAA